UAUUUAAAUCACCUUUGAAAAUUCGUGAGAAAUUCAACAGAAUAGAACAAAAUACACAGUCCCACGUUUGGAACUGAGUAAACAUGGAAUCAUCAAUGUGAAGUAAUAUAAACCAUACAAUAAAAGCGCCUCCGAUUGCUCCAGAAAAUCAUACAUUAUUAAAACUCGCCGACGAAAUUUAACAAUUUACAAACGGUUCAAUUUUGUGAAUGUCUAGUAAGACAUAACCUGUGUGAAACUUGUCCAUAACAUUGGGAAAUAAAAAUAAUUGGAGGAAAGUGAGUUAUAAAUAAACGUGAUAAUUUUCUAUUUAACCUGCUGGGAGUUUUCCAACGUUUGGAGAACUUUCACGUUGUUCUGUUCAUCGAUGACAGGAAGCUUGUGAAGAAGAUGGGCCAGACACUGAGUGAACCAGUGACCACGAAAACCUCAGCAUGUUGCAGGGACUCGAAUUUCCUUGUUGGAAGCUCCUGCAUGCAGGGAUGGAGGAUCAAGAUGGAAGACUGUCAUGUUCACAUACUGGCACUUCCCGAUGAUCCUGAGGCCUCGUUUUUCGCAGUUUAUGAUGGUCAUGGAGGAGCAACCAUGUCUCUCCACGCUGGAAAGCAUCUUCAUGAGUACAUAACCAGGACACCGGAGUACAAGAAAGGUCAAAUCGUGGAGGCGAUGGAGCAGGGAUUUCUCGAGUUGGACAAAGCUAUGCAGGCAGACGCGGCGUUAAGGGCUGACCGGGCAGGAACCACUGUCAUCGCAGUAUUAAUAAAAGAUAACAUAUUAUAUUGUGCAAAUGCAGGUGACAGUCGGGCAGUGGCCAGUGUCCAUGGAGAAGCGGUGUCUUUGAGUCGCGAUCACAAACCCUUCCUCGAGGACGAGAGAAGGAGAAUUGAGGCUGCUGGUGGAUGGGUCGAGUUCAAUCGUGUUAAUGGACAUCUCGCGCUUUCCAGGGCUCUUGGGGAUUUUAAAUUCAAGUGGAAUAAUAAUAAAUCUGCUGAAGAACAAAUUGUAACAGCAUUUCCUGAAGUACAGAAAUUCGAAAUAACUGAUGAUUGGGAGUUCGUAAUACUUGCCUGUGAUGGGAUAUGGGAUGUGAUGAGUAGCGAGGAAGUAAUAGAUUUCCUGAGAGAAUCCAUAGCAACUGCCAGACAAAAUGAUCCAGAUCUUUUGCCAGGCAUAGAGGCUGUUUACCCUGACGAGAUAUGUGAAGAGCUAAUAAAUCAAUGUCUAGCUCCUGAUGCAUUAAUGGGCACAGGGUGUGACAACAUGACAGUCGUCUUGGUAUGCCUUCUUCAUGGAAAACCAUCAUUACAACUGGAGUUACAGUGCCAGCGUCUGCCGAGAAAGAGGGCAGAUCGUCCAAAGAAUGAAUUAAGAUAUAGGAAUCAUUCCUCUAGCGCUUCAUCAGACGCAGAAAACGAUAAUAUCGCUGAAUCGGAGGAUAACGAAGAUAACAGUGCAGAAGAACAGAGUGCUACCGGUGACAAAACAGAACAGACCAAUUCAACUGAGGAAAAAUUGGUCGAGAAAAUUAUGAGUAAUCUCUGGCCUGACCCGACCAAAAAAUAACUAUUUAUCCUAUUAAACAAAAAUGAUCGUACAUUAAAUUUUCUACGCCUCUAUGGGUUUCACUCCCGGAAUAGAAGAAUAAUCUUAACAAAUUGUAUAUAAUAAUAAUGUGUAUUCAAUUAACAAUUGAUAGAAUACAAGAUUUUCAACGAUA
Messenger RNA from Diachasmimorpha longicaudata, 1717 nucleotides. Its product is annotated as probable protein phosphatase 2C T23F11.1. NCBI's taxonomy places the organism in Eukaryota, Metazoa, Arthropoda, Insecta, Hymenoptera, Braconidae. Gene Ontology annotation, biological process: protein dephosphorylation. Gene Ontology annotation, molecular function: cation binding; protein serine/threonine phosphatase activity. The record is from RefSeq and is a predicted model, not a curated record. Bases 391 to 1563 code for a protein of 390 amino acids. The transcript has 6 exons.